GGUCCCUCUGGUGGUGUCAUAUCUUGCACAAAUGCACAGGUGUAUCGCUUUAGCCAUAUUAACUCAGUUUCUAAUCUAGAAUCUAGUCGAAAAUAGAUUGCUGAUUCCAUACCGUAGUGAUUUACAUACAGACAUAACUCCAAGAUAUUGCUUGGACUGUAGCAGAAUAGAAACUUAGAUCAAGAUCAAAGCGAAACUAGAAAAUCCAGAAAAGAAAAUUAUACCGUAAAUAUGCAGCAUUGUCGCCGUGAUAAAAAGAGGAAGUUAAACAUCAGAACAAGCUAAACAUAGAAAGGAAGUAGGAUCUGACAGAAAACGUAAACCAGUAAACAGAGAAGGGCAAAAUGUUCUGAUAAACUAGAACUAGAAAUAUUUUUCGAAUUUAAUUUGGAGGAGAAGUGCCAAGGCCAUGGACCAGGACCAAUAACAGUAUUCGUUAGCCUAGGCAUUUCCCUUCACACCAAAGAAAAAAGGGGAAUUAAAGUAAUAACAGUACGGUAUAGGGAGGGGAAUCACAUCUCCAUACAAGCAAGAAGCAAUACAAAGAUAUUGUGAAAAGGCAGUAGGUCAAGAUAUUUUUGUAUUGCUGUAUUAGUAUUGCAGUUUUUAAUGAUGACCAAAUCAUUUUUUUCAAUGCCAGGAUGUAAGGAUUUCAUUUCAGCCAAGGCAGCAAGGUGAAUUGUCAAAACCUCCACACAAAAAGAAUUCUCCUAACAUCUUGUAUAUCUGUAUAUGUAUGACUUGUGAAAGUAUUGGAUUAGCAGUGGAAGCUUUAAGCAAAGUCAUUUAGGGAUGGGCAAUAUAGAAUACCGGUAAUUCACUAUUUUAGAAUAGUUGAAUCGAAUCCAGAAUCCUGUUUUAUUUUUAUUGGUAUACAAAUUUGGGAAUUCUCCCACCAUACUGAUGGUUUACAACUUAAAAAAAGCAAAAUUGUAUAACUAACUACCCUUUUUUUAAUUGAAAAUACCAUGAGCAUUGGAUUUUAUUUGUUACCAAACAGGACAAUGAAAUAUAAGAAUUUUAACAAUAGUAAAUUGUAAAAUACAAAAAAUAGGUAAGAAAAAACAUUAAAUUAUUAUUAAUGUGAGCGCGCUGCCACACCGAGGCCACUGCAAUUUAUGCACCCCCAACGGGUGCUGCACAUGGUAUGGCACGGUAAUUAAUGUUGUAAAAUAUAUUUAACGACUAUCAAUUAUAAUCAAGUAUGUCAGCGUGUUUAUUUUCUGUGAGCAAGACUCGUAAAAUAACAUCUUGAGACAAAUUCAUUCUAUUGCAAAAUCUUAAUUUUCAGUUAUUAUCGUUAUACUUACCAAGUGUGGUACGGUAGGUUUUUUAAUUGAUCGUUGACUAAAAUACCGCCCGUCACUCGACCAAACGUGUGCUGAGCUUGGAUGAUAGGAUCGGAUUCAUCGGCAACUUGAAUUCCGUAAAAUAUGUAUUUUAUAGGGGGGGGCAAAAUAAAUGUAACGAAACGCAUUGUUCUGCGAUAUAACUUUGUAUUUUUGGAAACGCGGUGUCAUGAAAAGUAAAUUUUGAUCUAAAUUAAUCGCAAAUAAUCAUCUAACGUCUGGCACAUAUCAUUUUCUGGGAGAACUCGAAGGCCGCGAAAAGUAAUUCAAUUUAAAAUAAAGAAUGUUGCACGUAUUCCAAAAAUUUAAUAUUGUUGCAAUCGAAAAAUCGCCAGUAAGUCGGCAUUCGCAUAUAAUAAUAAUUAUUAUUAUAAGCGAAGUAGAUAGUAAAACGGUAAGACGCGAAAAAGUGCAAUUACGCCAGCUUCGCUUUCUGAAUAUGCAAGCUGGGAUUACGGUGUUUGCCUCUUUUGCGGGUUCUUUGCAAGAAAACACAAGUAUAAUCAAACGAGAGAGAUUUCGUCGCGAGAGAAAACGCCUGUCAGACACACUGAUCAAUAAAUUAGAAAUACAAAAAACAAAAAUUGACGCAUAGUGCCGAAGAGGCGGAAACCGAAUCCUGUUAUCGGAUCCUUUUGGAUUCGAAUAUAUUGAGUUGUCAGAAUGUUAAAAGAUGCGAACCCAAACAGCAAAAUCAAUUUGUCUACUUUCAUGUGGCCUCAGACCUCCACACAUUACAGAAAAAAGCACUCUUCUCACACCUCUAUUGUAUAUUUUUCAUUAUUUGUGUUUGAGCUUUUUUGUUUGCUUUGUUUUGAAAUCUUUUACAUUGAUUCCUUGUGGUUGCCGGGUUUUCAGUUUGUUUAUCCAAAAAUGCUCUUUGUUCUUUCUGUAUAGCAAUAAUUUUCAUGAAGGCAUUAGAAUUGCCAUAUUCAGUUACUGAGCUGCGUAAGUUUGAGUUGACUGAUCAUGAAUGCAAAUUACAUUGAACAAACAAAUUCAACACAAGCUGGCUUUCUUAUGACAUCACUCAAUAGCUUAAGAGAACAAAAUUUUCUCUGCGAUUUCGAUGUCAAAGUUGGUAACAAGUCCUUCCGGGCUCAUCGCUGUGUCUUGGCUGCCUCGUCAGGAUAUUUUAAAGCGAUGUUUUCAAGCAAAAUGAAGGAAUGUCAUAAUGGAUUUAUAGAUAUGAAAGAUGUUGACCAGAAUGGAAUUUCUCAAUGUAUAGAGUUCAUGUAUAAAGGAGGAGCAAGUUUGAAAAUGAAAUAUGUUCAACAUAUCCUGCAAGCAUCCAACUUGUUACAAAUGGUUGGUUUAACAAAUUUUUGUUUCCAUUAUUUGCAAACCAAUCUCUCUCGGACCAAUUGUCUUUCUGUGAUCAAUUUGGCGCAAGCGUACAAUCGUCAUGAUAUAAAAAAACAAGCAGAACAGGUUCUGAUCACUAAUUUCAAAUUAGUUAUUUCCUCUGAAAUGUUUCAGUUCAUUAUCAAGCCAGAUCUCCUACGUUACAUCAAACUUUCAAAUGUGUGUUAUCAAACAUCAUGGCAUGCUAUGAUAACAUGGGCAAGAGCAAUUGAUGAAGAUGCAGAGACACGUUUUUCUGAUCUUGUCACAGUCAACAACAUCCAGACUUAUCCUUUCAAAUUUCUUCUUGAAACUGUAUUGGAAGAAACACUGGUGAAAAGUAAUGACAUUGCAAGGAAUUCAGUCAUCACUGCAUUAUUCUCUGAUGUCAAAAAUCUCGAAACAAAUCUUGGGAUUGACAACUUCUUCAUUCUUAAGAAUCUGGUUGACACUCAUCGAGUCACCAACCGAGAAGCUGUGAAAUAUGUUAUGGAUAGAUUCCUGGAAGCGAAUUUUGAACAAAUCAUUGAGAAAAAGGAGUUUUGUGAUGUAAGCAAAGAUGCCAUCAUUAGGAUUUUGAAAUCCCCGAAAACAAAAUGUUCUUCUGAGCCUGUAAAAUGGCAUGGAGCCCUCCGAUGGGUCAAGCAUGAUAUUCAAAAAAGGGAAAAUGAUUUUCAAGCUCUGUUUAACCUUCUUGACCUCAAAAAGUUUCCCCUGCAAUUUCUGGAACAAACCGCCCGCUCAGAAACUUUGGUCAGAGAUUCUCGUGAAUGUUACGAUAUACUUGUGGAUGAAAUAUUUUCCCGUGCACGGAAGAAGCCAUCUACAACAGCAACAAUAACUAGAGGAGAUACAGGAACUCUUUGGAACAACGUUACAUCACAAAGUCACGGCUUUGGGUAUGUCCAAGAACCACAAUUGCCCACAUUUGCAUACCCGGGAUACUUCAGGCCCAGGCACACUUCAGAAUUUCAGUCUUCUAGUCAAGCCACUCCAUCCGGUCCAAGAUUCAUCCUCUAUCCACAACCACCUGGUGGAAAUGUGUCAUUUGAAAGGUUGAAAAAAGAGUCACUGCCAGGAUAUAAUUAUGGGUCGACCUAUGUCAUUACCUACCUAUUUCCUGCUGGAAGUUCAAUGGAGGUUUCAUAUGAUGCAAAGAAAUUCACUGAAUAUUUGCCAUGCAUAUUUCUUCCUGGACGUCUUGGCCUUAAAGGGUUGGUAGAGAAAGCAUUUGAUGCAGGAUUACUCUUCAAGAUCCAGAAGAGAAUUGGAAGCAACAGAGGAGAGAUAAUAUGGAAUGAUGAAAUUCCUCACAAGACUAACAAACAUGGAGGUCCAAAUAACAAUGGAUAUCCUGAUGCAGACCAUACAUGUAAUUUUUUUGAUGCGUUGAAGACAAAAUUAAAGGAGGAAGGAAUCAAAUACAAGAGAUGAUCAACAAUAUAUGCAUGAAGUCUUUAAAAAUUUGAUAUCGUCAGUUCGGACAAUUGAACAGGAAAGGAAAAAUGCAAGACAACAUAGUGAAUAGUGGGACGAUCUAUUAACUACAACAUCAGUCAGAUUUGACUCGGUCUAUUCUUUUUCAACAAACGUUGUACAUAUUUUUAACACUCCAAAGUCAGUUAGUUUGGGAAUCGUGACGAUUCUGACUUAAAUCUUCGAAGCCAACAUUAUUGGUCUGCUAACUGUAGUUCAUCUUCAUUACAGGUUUGUUCAUAUUGUUUGCCAAUGAAAUACUCACUAUUGUGAACCUGGUCCAGAACCAGACACCCGUACUUAGUGGCUACUAAGAAAAUUUUCGACAGGGGUUCCGUGGCACUCUAGGGUUCCGAAAGUUACCAUUCAAAUCCAUGAACCUAUAUUAUUACAUGUAUAUUGAUUGAAUAAAUCAGAUUUGCUUCGGGGAGUGUCACAUUUGGGGUUUCGCCUCACUGAAGUACAUUGGUUGAAUAAAUCAAUUACCUAUUAGGUUUGCCUCGGGAGUGUCACAACAGGGUUUCGCCUCACUGAUAAGGUUGAAAAACCACUGUUUUACUACUACCUACCAUGUCAAAUAUUAUGAAAAGGUCAUUCUAUUUAUAACAAACUUUGUGCCUUUUGAAGUUGUUUCCAUUUCAGAUAAGUUUCAGGAUAGGGUAGUUAUGGAAAUGAAUUUAUAUUUUGUAAUUUUUAG
Messenger RNA from Styela clava, 4866 nucleotides. The record is from RefSeq and is a predicted model, not a curated record. NCBI's taxonomy places the organism in Eukaryota, Metazoa, Chordata, Ascidiacea, Stolidobranchia, Styelidae.